This is a messenger RNA of Chelmon rostratus (copperband butterflyfish), 3642 nucleotides long. It is a transcript of the gene stk36, whose product is annotated as serine/threonine kinase 36 (fused homolog, Drosophila). The record is from RefSeq and is a predicted model, not a curated record. The coding region runs from base 119 to 3478 and encodes 1119 amino acids. Gene Ontology annotation, molecular function: ATP binding; protein kinase activity. Gene Ontology annotation, cellular component: cytoplasm. The transcript is spliced from 20 exons. Gene Ontology annotation, biological process: protein phosphorylation. Lineage: Eukaryota; Metazoa; Chordata; Actinopteri; Chaetodontiformes; Chaetodontidae.
GAAGACAAGUGUACGCAUAUUCUGUAUGUACACACAAAAAAAACGCGUGUGUCCGUACAAAUGUUCACUUUCUGUCAGUUGAUAAGUUACCGUUAGCCUCCUGUUGUUUGCCGUCGACAUGGAUUUGUAUCACGUUUUGGAGCUGGUGGGAGAGGGCUCGUUUGGUCGUGUUUACAAGGGAAUGAAAAGAUUUACUGGCCAAGUGGUGGCGCUGAAGUUCAUGCCGAAGGUGGGUCGUUCUGAGAAGGAGCUUCGAAGUCUAAAGAGGGAGAUCGAGAUCAUGAGGGGGCUUCAACAUCCAAAUAUAGUCCAGCUCUUUGACAGCUUUGAGACUGAAACUGAGGUUGUGGUUGUAACUGAGUAUGCAGAGGGUCAGUUGUUCCAGAUUCUUGAGGAUGAUGGAAACUUACCAGAGAGCCAGGUCCGUGAGAUUGCCUGCCAGCUGGUCUCAGCUCUGUAUUAUUUACACUCCCAUCGCAUUCUUCAUCGUGACAUGAAACCCCAAAAUAUACUGUUGGGGAAAAGUGGGGUGGUGAAACUGUGUGACUUUGGGUUUGCCAGGGCCAUGAGCGUCUCCACCUUGGUGCUGACUUCUAUCAAGGGAACACCACUGUACAUGUCUCCUGAGCUGGUGGAGGAGAAACCUUAUGACCACACAGCUGAUCUCUGGUCUCUGGGCUGCAUCCUCUAUGAACUCCACACGGGGGCGCCACCAUUCUACACUAACUCCAUCUUCCACCUGGUGCAGCUUAUAGUGAGGGACCCUGUCAAAUGGCCAGACACUAUGAGCGACACCUGCACGAGUUUCCUGAAAGGUUUGUUGACCAAAGACCCUCAGAAGCGGUUGUCGUGGCCAGACCUCCUGCACCAUCCCUUUGUUGCUGAUGGUGUUCUAGUGCUGUCAGACGCAAGUGUUUUCAGCCCUCUGACAGUCACACCCAGCCCAGACAUGCUGGCGCUGAAACUUCAACAAGUGGCGGCGAAGACGGUGCCGACUUCUGGAGAGAGCAGAUUAUUGCGAAAGGCCAGGGAACAGAAGGACAACAGCAACAGAGGGAAACCAGUGGGCAGUGAUGGUGUGAAAAAAAAGAAGGAUGGAGUGGGAAAUGAAAGGGCCAACCCUGCCACGGCAGCAGCUUCCCCUAGAGCCAAGCCCCCCUCCAGUGACAUGUCUGUUACCUCAGGUCCUUCGAUCAUAACAGCUGCCAGUCAAAGCCUCAACCCCAAGAACCAAGCCCGCGUGAGACCAAAACACAGGGGUCAGAUCAGCAGGGACUAUGAACAGGAAUUCCCCUCUGUCGAGGUCGGACCCCGACUAGUGCGGAGAUGCAGUGAGGAUGAUCAGAGCACACUGCGCAGGCAGGAUGUUGACAGUGAGGACUACUGGGAGAAACUGGUCCAAGAAUCAGAUCCAAGCAAUCAGCAGAAAGAACCACUAAGCUGCAGUGCCAUCAUAUCUCAACUUAAAUCCAAGAUCCUGGCAUUUAAAGCUCAGCUAACAGGUGGCAUGGUUAAAGAAGCGUGGCGGAUUGACCAACCGCUGAAGGUCUUGCACAACCUGAUUCUGACCUCUGACCCUGAGAAGUCGCUCCACAUCGGCAGGGAACUUGGACUACCGCAUGUCCUUUUUGAACUGGUCCAUGAUACUGUGGAAAACUCGAAUUUCAUCAAGCAGCCAUGGAGUUUGCUAACACUUGGAGAAAUUAUUAUUGUGCUUGUGAUCUACUGGGAGAAGCACUGUGACUGGGUGAAAGAGGAACAUAGACUGGAAGAGUUCACCAAGCCCUUCAUCACAAUUCUGACUCAACCAAACUUCAUUCCUUUGGCACCUCUGGCUGCCUCCGUUUUGUCUCUGUUUACACAACACGAUGUUGAUGUCGAGGUUGAUAUGAACAAUCUAACCUCCUUGCUGAAAAACCUGCUUCUGGGCUCACAUGAGCCCCAGCUUUCUCUUCUCUCUGGAUGGGGACUCUGUGAUGGCCUUCUGUCUUUGCUGCUACACACACUCUCUGAGCAUAAAAAUGGCUCUGGAUCCUCAUGUUUAGAUCCAGUAGUUUUUCUGGAUCUUUGGAAAAGAAUUGGUUCUUCACUAGCAAAGACAACACCAGAGACUGACUUCUGUUCGGCAAAUGGGCUGUAUUCCUUUCUGUCGAUUGCGCUGUUUGUCCUCACCAAGGAUCCAUACUCGUGCGUUCCUCUGUUUACUGAGUGUGAAUCAAAAUGUGUGCACACUCUUGGCCAGCUGCUGGGCACUGACUGUCUUCAUUUGUUUGCUGCAGGCGGUCCUGAGAGACUCGAGGUGGAUGUGAGUCACGACGGCGUAUCCGUAUUGAGCUGCCAUUUGUUGUGCUUUCCGUUUGCCCUGGACCUGCCUUCCGACACCAUGUCUGCGAUUUUCCAGUUGUAUGACAGUUGUGGUGUUGUUGCAAGCCUCAUGCAGGUAAUUCAAACUCUUCCUCCUCUGCUACUGGAGCUGCCUCUCUCCCUGCUGAGCCGUUUGCUCCUGGGUGACCCCGGUCGCUCUGUUUCCCGCCUCACAAAAGCCGCUUGUGGCUUUUUCGCGCCACCCAGGAACAGCCAGCUCCCUGCCUCUAAACACCAGACCCUGCAAACCAGAACUGCCAGCUCGCUGCUCUCCGACUUGCUGCAGCUGGAUGCGCUGUGGGAUUCUGCCGUGGAGCUCCUAACUCUGUUGUCCCAAGUAGCCCGCUGUUGCCCUCAGCCUGCCCGCCUUCAGCUUCACCUGGAAGCCUCAGUGCUGCACCAGGCGCUGGCUCACUCUCAUGACCAGAUCAGGGCUGCCACAUGUAGACUUCUGGGAAAUUUGGAUCCAUUCAGGCCUCCUACACUGCACACCCUGCAAUCUGACAUUUUCAAAAGCAUGAUAGCAUGCCUUCAUGAUCCCUGCAUGCCUGUCCGGCGGACGGCUUGCUGGGCAGUCGGGAGUUGGUUGGGAUAUAUUGUGGCAGAGGCAGGGUUUAAAAUAGGUUGGUCCAAUGAAAAGGGCAGUGACACUACAAGGUGGGGCAGAGAGAAGGAACCAGAUAAACACAUGUGUUCACACAGAGAGGCAGCAGGAGAGUUGGCUACAAUACUAGAACAGGGAGUGGACGAUGAGGAGGAGCGCAAGUGGAUGGAGGAAGCCAGGAGGACGGGGGCCAUGCUGGCGUCUCUGAUCACUGACCCUGACGCCCUUACACGUCGUCACUGUUGUGCAGCCCUGGGAAACCUGGUAAAUGUUGAUGGCGCUGUGUCCUUGUUGUUGGAGGAAGACGUGUUCAGCUUGCUUCUGAGAGCUGCAUGCACAGAUUCCCAUAAUGCAGUGAGACAAGCUGCCAUAGCAACCCUGUGCCUGUACAGCAGGCAGGACGCAAUACGCCAGGUCCUGAUAUCCCUCGAUGCCAGUAAGAAACUUCUUCAGGCUUCACAACAUGCACCUCCACAGUGUGACUAUCAUCAGCUCAUUGGACGGCUGUAAGUGAGUCCAGUUCACCGGAAUAAGCAGAUUUAACUGCCAAGUGGAAAUAAUUCUCCUUCCUUCCUUACAAUACUACUUCCUCGUGUCUCAAGCAGUGCGGUGUGGACUACAGGCAAUAAUCAUAUCACAUCAUAUGUUUAAAAAAUUUUCUGAAGUUUGUAAGA